ACGCGCGGGGCAUGCCGGGAGGUGUGGCGUGGCCCAGCUCGGCCCACUGAGGGCGGGAGCGCCGGUGCCUGUCGCGGUGCCGCCGGUCGCGAUGCUCCGUCGGAAGCCGACGCGGCUGGAGCUGAAACUGGACGACAUCGAGGAGUUUGAGAGCGUCCGGAAGGAGCUGGAGAGCCGCAGGAAGCAGCGGGACGAGGCGGAGGUGGCGGCGGGCGGCGAGGAGGCGGCGGCGAUCGGAGCGCUGGGCACGGAGCACAAGAGCCGCGAGCAGCUCAUCAAUGACCGCAUCGGGUACAAGCCGCAGCCCAAGGCCAGCGGCCGCACCGCGCACUUCGGCACCUUCGAGUUCUAACGGGGCUGUCCCGGGAGCCCCGCCAGCCCCGGCCCCCCUCGGCCGGGGGGGCCGCGCCGGGCGGGCCGAGCCGCCCCCCCCUGAGCUGUUACAUUUUUAAGUUUGGUUAACAUGCCCGUGAACGCCC
Molecule: messenger RNA, 479 nt
Organism: Prinia subflava (tawny-flanked prinia)
Lineage: Eukaryota; Metazoa; Chordata; Aves; Passeriformes; Cisticolidae
Gene: CDC26
Product: cell division cycle 26
Exons: 2
Coding region: 92-352 (86 amino acids)
Biological process (GO): protein K11-linked ubiquitination; anaphase-promoting complex-dependent catabolic process; regulation of mitotic cell cycle
Cellular component (GO): anaphase-promoting complex
Source: RefSeq, a predicted model, not a curated record